AUGAUAUCACGUGAAGUUUUUGUGACUUUGCAAGAACACGUUGGCAGAGUGCAUCAUGUCCUUAUAAACUGUUUAUUAUCUCCACUCAAAAAAGAUAUUGUGACGAAGAGUGGCGGUCCCCAGAAGGCCUUAAGCGGUCAAGGGAUGCCAAGAAUCCCUGGGAAGUAUGCAAUAGCGGAGGGAUGUUGCAGAAAAAUUCAGAAUGGCCCCUCUAUGGUACUUAAACUUGGAACGCUCAAUGUUGGAUCACUGACUGGCCGCAGCAUAGAAAUCGCAGAAAUGCUCGAGCGUAGAAGGAUUGACAUCUGCUGCCUUCAGGAAACCCGAUGGAAAUCGAAUGGUGUCUGUCAUGUCAACUCAGACAAAAAAAAAAUAUAA
Messenger RNA from Helobdella robusta, 378 nucleotides. RefSeq lists its product as hypothetical. Lineage: Eukaryota; Metazoa; Annelida; Clitellata; Rhynchobdellida; Glossiphoniidae. The transcript has 3 exons. The record is from RefSeq and is a predicted model, not a curated record. The coding region runs from base 1 to 378 and encodes 125 amino acids.